GUGCGCGUAUUGCCGUCAAGCGUACGGCGUCUACGCGGCAGCAUUUGCUCGCUAGUUUCGUAAAUCAUCAUGGAUAUGCGAAUUGUUGCAGCUCUAUGCGUCUCUUUAGUUGGUACUGUUAGCACCACGCCAGGAGGAGAUGGUCGGACCAUACAUCAUGGCACACUAGAACAGCUUCAUUAUGCACUAUCGACCCGUGACAGAGUGUGGGUAUACAAAAGCACCAACAGAAAUGAGAGUCGUGAAUGUGAAUAUAUGCAGGUUGUAGCUAAAAAUGAAACGGAAUACGUGCUCGAUUGGUUUUACAAAGUUCCAACAGGGCUGGUACAGAGGCGCUUAAACGCAACUGUUUCCUGGGAAAAUGGUACCGCUAAAAGUGCUGAUGGUCCUAAGAUAACAGCUUAUAGCAAGAAAGGUAGUGCCACAGAUUACCUUCUGGUUGUUUGGGAUAAUGAUCUCAAUUGUGGUGUUUUUUCCUACGGUCCCGCGGGUACAGAGAAAACUACGGCAGACGUAUGCGAAAUGUGUAUUUAUGAUAACAGAGUCAAAACUGGUAAUAUCUCCAAAUGUGAAGAAUACUUCAGUACAUAUUGCAACCAUUUUCCAAAUCAUGAGAAUCCAAAUAUUGUCUACCGACCUGAGUGCCAGUUCGAGGAAGGAUGCUGAAUAACAUGUCGAUGGCCAUAGUUGCAUAAGGACAUGUGAAUUUUUCAUGUGUACUUAAGACACGACCCUUUUUUUUCAAAUUUUCUAUUGUUAGUGUGUUUUCUAACGCGAUACCUUUUUUGGACAUGUUGGCUAAGUGCUUCAGGCAAUAUGUUCUUCCCUUUGCAGAAAAAAUCGUAGGUUUGCUGCCGAUGCUGAUGCUUAUAUACGUGGGAAAUAAAUAUCAAUGACUGUCGAAAUAACUUGGUUUUUUAUUCGGUCUGGAUUCAAGCCGUCGAAUUGAUUCCGCAGCUUUAUCAAAUAUUGUGAUCCAGAACUUGCGCCGCAGCAAGACCAACACCAACCCUCUAUUUUUUGGUUGUGCCGGGACCCUUAUUGAGAGCAAACAGAAAGGAAUCAUAAGGUUGUGAGUUUGGAAGCUCAACGGUUCAAGAUGUAAUGGGGAGAGU
Dermacentor silvarum is the source of this 1115-nucleotide messenger RNA. RefSeq lists its product as uncharacterized. The transcript is spliced from 5 exons. Bases 70 to 666 code for a protein of 198 amino acids. The record is from RefSeq and is a predicted model, not a curated record. Lineage: Eukaryota; Metazoa; Arthropoda; Arachnida; Ixodida; Ixodidae.